UGUCCUAGCACUAAAACAAUGGCCUUCUCCAAACUAGGUUUCUUUCUCUUUUAUGUUCUUGGCUUACUAUUUAUUUCUCAUCCAGUAUCUUCAAACGAUGAAGAAGACAAGCUUUUCCAAGGUCUCAACAACUUCAGGCAAUCCCAAAAGCUUGCGGAGUUCAAGAAGAACGACAAUGCAGCUUGUCUAGCCGAUAAACUUGCCGACAAGCUAGAAUACCAACAGUGUUCUAGCUCACAGAAGUACAGCAUCGAGCCAGGCAACGGACCCAAAUUCCCGAAAUUCGACAAGCUCAGGAGAAAGUGCCAUAUCGAAACCAACACGACAACAGCCGGCAUCAUUUGGCCCGUCUGCGUGCCGGAUUUGGACGAGGAUCUUGUGCUCAACAACUACACUCGCUCCCAUUACGCAAAAUAUCUGAAGGAUUCUAAGUAUGCAGGUGUUGGGAUUGGUUCUGAGGAUGAAUGGGUGAUUGUUGUGUUGACCACUGACGCACAAAGUGGAAGCUUUGCGAGCGGCGCAGCAUCUUUGGGUGCCAUUGGCAUGAUUCAUUACAUGGCGGCUGUUUUGGUGGGGUUGUUCUUGGUUUUGCUCUGCUGAAUUGCUCUUCUAUUCUCUCUUUUAUUGUGUUGGAAAAAGCAAUGUGAUUAUUUUUUCCCUUUAAUCUUACACAUAAUAGUAAGAAUGUGUAACAACUCCACUUUCUUUGAUUUAAAUUAUCUUGUACUUAUUUAUCUUUAAGACAAACCUAUUUUCGAUUGUAAUUAAGUGAUAACUAUUUUUUAUUGUAAUUAAGUGAUGGAUUGUUUUAAUGGUUGU
Pyrus x bretschneideri (Chinese white pear) is the source of this 819-nucleotide messenger RNA. RefSeq lists its product as uncharacterized. The record is from RefSeq and is a predicted model, not a curated record. The coding region runs from base 19 to 600 and encodes 193 amino acids. Lineage: Eukaryota; Viridiplantae; Streptophyta; Magnoliopsida; Rosales; Rosaceae. The transcript is spliced from 2 exons.